This is a messenger RNA of Nothobranchius furzeri (turquoise killifish), 621 nucleotides long. The record is from RefSeq and is a predicted model, not a curated record. NCBI's taxonomy places the organism in Eukaryota, Metazoa, Chordata, Actinopteri, Cyprinodontiformes, Nothobranchiidae.
AUGUGUCUGUCCACCAUGUCUGUCCACUACGUGUCUGUCCACCAUGUCUGUCCACUAUGUGUCUGUCCGCCAUGUUUCUGUCCACCAUGUCUGUCCACUACGUGUCUGUCCACCAUGUCUGUCCACUAUGUGUCUGUCCGCCAUGUUUCUGUCCACCAUGUCUGUCCACUACGUGUCUGUCCACCAUGUCUGUCCACCAUGUCUGUCCACUACGUGUCUGUCCACCAUGUGUCUGUCCACCAUGUGUCUGUCCACCAUGUCUGUCCACUACGUGCCUGUCCACCAUGUCUGUCCACUACGUGUCUGUCCACCAUGUGUCUGUCCACCAUGUCUGUCCACUACGUGUCUGUCCACCAUGUCUGUCCACUACGUGUCUGUCCACCAUGUGUCUGUCCACCAUGUCUGUCCACUAUGUGUCUGUCCACCAUGUGUCUGUCCACCAUGUCUGUCCACUACAUGUCUGUCCACCAUGUCUGUCUGCCUGCUGGGGCUCAGCAGAGGUGCACAGGCAGAAAUGCUGAAUCUUCUUUGGUGGAAAAGGACACAUCAGCACCAGCAGGACACGUCCCCACCAGGGCUGCAUCUAUGGAUCUUUUUCUGGGAACCAGCAGUUAUAGAUGA